AUGAAGGCACAAAAGGGCACCAUCCACAGCAUCGAAGACGUCUCGACGGCAGACACAAAAUGGGUCGCCCUCCGCAAAAUCAACUGGACAGACCAAAGCAACAAGACACGAACCUGGGAAGUCGCGUCCCGCAAAACCCGCGGCUCGGCAGGUGUCGAUGCAGUAGCCAUGGGCAACAUAAUCCUCCACCCUACAAAAGCCCCCACCACAAUACUGGUGCUUCAAUACCGACCUCCAAUCGACGCUAUCUCUGUGGAAUGGCCUGCUGGUUUGGUAGAUGCGAAUGAGACGGUGGAGGAAGCCGCAGUUCGGGAGUUGAGAGAAGAGACUGGCUAUGAAGGCAAAGUUACUUCGGUCAGUCCGAUUGUUUCGGCGGAUCCGGGUAUGACUAGUGCGAAUAUGCAGUUGGCUAUGAUGGAGGUGCAUCUCAAGGAUGGGGACAAGGAGCCUGAGCAGCAGCUUGAUGACGGGGAACAUAUUGAAAGGGUUGUUGUUCCCUUGGCUGAGCUUUAUGAAAAGUUGGUCGAGUAUAGCAAGAUGGAGGGGUAUAUGGUGUCUGCCAAACUCUUCCAUUGGGCUCAUGGUGUGCAUAUGGCAAAGACGAAGAGUUAUCUGUAG
Messenger RNA from Aureobasidium subglaciale EXF-2481, 618 nucleotides. RefSeq lists its product as uncharacterized. Bases 1 to 618 code for a protein of 205 amino acids. The record is from RefSeq and is a predicted model, not a curated record. Gene Ontology annotation, cellular component: nucleus. NCBI's taxonomy places the organism in Eukaryota, Fungi, Ascomycota, Dothideomycetes, Dothideales, Saccotheciaceae. The transcript has a single exon. Gene Ontology annotation, molecular function: ADP-ribose diphosphatase activity. Gene Ontology annotation, biological process: nucleoside phosphate metabolic process; ribose phosphate metabolic process.